ACUGAGAUGCCUGAUGUCCCCCAACUUCAGGCUCCUGUCCCCCAGGACCUGGCUGAAGAUCCACUGGGCCCCUAGACUGCUGUCCUCUGUCUGUCAUCAGAUUCUUUUGGCAGUAUGACCAAGCCCCUCCCUGUUCAAAACUCUUUCAUGGUUGCCCACCAUCCACAGGUUCAAGUUUACCCUUUUAGCCUCUGGCCACCUCCCCUCCCUUUCCUCUCUACUGCCCCCUGCUGCCCUGAUCUCCACAUUACUUCCUGUUAAAGCUUUUCAGCCACCAUGCCUUUGUCCAGGCUGUUCCCUCCACCUGCAAUUCUCUUCCCUGUACUACUGUGCAUCAGAUCCUCCCCAUCGCUCGCAAUUUGUCUCCAAGAACAUUUCUUCCGGAAAAUCUCUAUUCCCAGCUACAGUGACCACUUGCUUUUCUGGGGCCUCACUUUCUCGGGGACCCUGAUUUCUUGCUUUUGAGUAUUUAUUCAGCAAAUAUUUGUAUUGGGUGCUCUUCUAGGCACAAAGGACACAGCAGUGAACAGGGCAGACCGAAAUCCCUGCCCUUGUGGAGCUGACAGCUGUGUUGGGGCGAUGGAUGCUAAACAAGAUAAAUAAGUGAAAAGGCAUAUUUUGUACCAGGGAGACGAAGAAAGGGAAUUUAAAGCAUCCUGAGCAGGGGAGAUGGUUGCAGUUUUAAAGCAGGUUGUCCAGAAAGGCCUCACCAAGAAGCUGAUAUUAGAGUAUAGAUCAGAAGGGAAAGGAGGAGGAAACCAUGUGUGUGUUUGCAGGAACUGCGUUCCAGGCAGAGGGAACAGCCAGUGCAAAGGCCCUGAGGUGGGGUCUAGCUGGCUUCUCUUGCAGCUAUAUUUUGGGCUGUGAACUUCCAGAGACUGCACUCCGUCCUCAUUCAUUACCCACUCCCUCCCGGCCCCGCCUAGUCCCUGCCAGUGUGCAGGCUGGUCCAGGUCACAGAGUGACAGAAGCUAAGAGAGCAUUCACAUGUAGAGUCUGGCAGCCAGCCUUCCUGAGCACUGGCCUCUGUCAGGCUAGACUUCCCAAUUACAGCACAAAGAAACCAGGGUCCAGAGAGGUUAACUCACCUCUCCUGGUCACAGAGUAAAGUGGCAACAGGGAGAUUCAAACCCACACGUGUCUGACUUUAGAGCCCUUGGUCUUUCUCCCAUGACAGGGCCUUCCCAUCCGGAAGGCCCAAGGCAAUCAGGGAGGCUACCUGGAGGAGGUGGUGCUGGAGCAGAGCAUGGAAGGAUGGGGAAGAUUUAGUUAGACAAGUGAAGGCACACAGGGAGGGGGAUGGGGACCAGUGUGAGCAAAGGUCUGGAGGCUGGGCAGAGCCUGGUUGAUACAGGGACAUAAUGGGAUGAUGAAGAGGUUCUUUUGGCUGGAGCAGAGAAUGUGAGGGGGAGCUGAGGCCCGAGAGGGCCCAGCCCGAGGAGUCCUUGAAUGUCAAAAACGGGGCAGAGGAACAGCCUGGUUUUAUUUUUCAAUUAAAAAAAUUUUUUUGGCCUUGCUGCGCAGCAUGCAGGAUCUUAGUUCCCCAGCCAGGGAUCGAACCCGUGGCCGCUGCUGUGGAAGAGCAGAGUCUUAACCACAGGACCGCCAGGGAAGUCCCAAGCCUGGUUUUAAAGUCAGAUGGCUCUGGGUUCGAAUCCUUCCUCUGCCCCUGACUAGCUUGGUGACUUUGUGUAUAUCUCCACCAUCCUCUGGCCUUCCAAAGUUUUCCCAACUGAUUUUUAUUUUAUUUUAUUUUAUUUUUAUUUAUUUAUUUUGGCUGUGCUGCGUGGCUUGUGGGAUCUUAGUUCCCUGACCAGGGAUCAAACCAGUGCCCCCUGCAGUGGAAGCUCAGAGUCCUAACCACUGGACCACCAGGGAAUUCCCCCCUCAAAAUGAUUUUUAAAUGUAUUUUUAUUAUUUGUCAAUUUUAACAUUCCUUUCAUUUUGUUUAUUUUAACGUUUAAAAUUUAAAUUCAAUGCCGUUGAACUCAUUUUUAUUUCAUCCCAUUUUUGUUUUUAUUUAUUUGUUUUCAAACACUACAAGGCGAUUUCCAUGUGCUUUGCCAGAUGUCAGCUCCUUUAACCCUCAUAACAAUCAUAUGGGGUAGGAGCUUUUAUCUCCACUUUAUAAAUGAGUAAACGAUGCCCAAAGAGGUUAAGGAACUUCCCCAACAUCACACAGCUAGGAAGUGAAUGCCUGCCUUCUCCCUGGGCUGUGUUACUAGGAACACCUGUGUUGCUAGGGCUGUGUUAUUGGGCCUUGGUUGCGGGGAAACUUGCAUUGAUUGAAGUGAGAAGGAAGGAGAGGGAGAGGGGGAGGGAGAGAGAAUGAAAGAGAGAGAGAGGGCACCAGAGCAAGGAAUAAAUUGUUUGUUAAGCCCUACAAAACGUGGCGUGGGGUUAGCUUCAUUCACUGCGAAACGAUCCUAAAAUUUUCAUCCCGUUCGAAAUCGAUUCCUAGUUAGUGUUCACAUUUCCUGCUAAAGAUUCCGGAGAAGCUGUAGCCAGUGGUAAACCAAACCACGGGAUUGUUGAAUUUCAAAAGCAGAGUCCUAUUGAAAUCCAAUCCUUCAAAACGUUUGUGCCGCUAAAAAAAACAAAAACAAAAAAAACACCUAGGGGCUUCCCUGGCGGCGCAGUGGUUGAGAAUCUGCCUGCUAAUUCAGGGGACACAGGUUCAAGCCCUGGUCUGGGAGGAUCCCACAUGCCGCAGAACAACUAGGCCUGUGAGCCACAACUACUGAGCCUGCGUGUCUGGAGCUUGUGCUCUGCAACAAGAGAGGCCGCGACAGUGAGAAGCUCUCACACUGCGAUGAAGAGUGGCCCCUGCUCGCCGCAACUAGAGAAAGCCCUCGCACAGAAACUAAGACCCAACACAGCCAAAAAUAAAUAAAUAAAUAAAUUGAUUAAAGUACCCUUAAUUUAAAGAAACAAAAAAACACCUAAUUUGGGACGUGGGUGUGUUUUGAUAGGUGCCUGGCACAGUGUCAAGAUGAGGGCAGGAAUAGAAGGGUGUUAAAACCUCAGCCCGGGUGUGAGGGUCUCUGGGUGUGUCAGGGAGGGCGGGGGCAGCGAGCAGAGCCCGCCUGGGCUGGAGCGGGCACAGCAGAUGGGAGGCCUGGGGGAGGAAGGAGAGGAGAAGCUGGUCCUCCACUCCCCCCGCAAAACCGCCCCCCACCCCCGUCAGUCCCUCUACCUGCCAGGCUCCAGUUUCUCUGCCAAACGCAGGAGUCAGGUUCAGCUUUUGUUCGGCUGCCCCGAGGGAAGAAAGCAAACACCCGUGACUGCAGUGGUCCGUCUCCACCUCCGUCUCCAUCUCUCCGGACCUUCCAUUUCCCAUUCUCAGCACACAACCUGCCCGGCGCGCCCUCUCCGCUCCUUUCUGCUUCUCUCAUGAUACAGCCUGCUCUGCCAGGUCCCAGCAGAGCGCCCUACUUGCUCUGAGCCUUCUCGCACCCUCUCUGGGCCUCAGUUUUUCCAUCCAUAAAAUGGGAGAGACUUCCCUGGUGGUCCAGUGGUUAAGACUCUGCGCUUCCAAUGCAGGGAGCACGGAUUUGGUCCCUUGUUAGGGGAACUAAGAUCCCACAUGACACGCGAUGCCGCAAAAAGAAAAGAAAAGAAAAAAGAUGGGAGUUAACUGGAGCCGGGAGCCUAGUCUUUGGAUUCCCAUCAACCUCCUGCCCUUAUUUCAGGUUUUAGAAAAAUCCUGCAUGGAAGAAGAGUGCGGAUUUGUAGAAAAUUUUAGAGAUUCGUAAACUCCCGGUGCCUCAACACUUUUUGGAAAAUCUGUCUGUCUGUCUGUCUCUCCCUCACUUUUAUUCCCAGAGUCACUGUUUCUUUUUCUUUUUUUUUUUCAGUUUGAACAAAGUAGUUUAUUGCUAUUAGAUCAACACAGGCACUAGGGGAUUGCUUGAAUUUUGUAGCUUGUAGUUUAUUAUUAGGAUGCCCUGAAAAGUACUCUUGAAAUGAACAAAUGUACAUAUAGAUAUAUAUUAGAUAUGUGACCUUAUUUUAAAUGAGUCACUAUUUCUUUAAUUCAUUCAACAAACAUUUAUUCAGCACCUACUGUGGGCUGGAGAUCAGGGCCGGCUUCACAGACACACACACAGACACACACACACACACAUACCCUGCCACUCAGAAGGACCCCAUGUUUGGUUUCAUACUCAUUUCUCCCCAUCUUGAAAUUCUUCAUAAUUUUCCAACAAGGGGCCCUGCAUUUUCAUUUUGCACCGGGUCCUUCAAAAUCUAUACCCGGUACCUGCUGGGGAUCCAGCCGCAUUGACUAAGGGGGACAAAAAUUCCUGCCUGUGCAGAGGUGAGAUUCUGUGGAGAGAUCAAGAGGAAACAAUAUUUUCAGAAAGGUACACAGGAUGACGUCAGGUAGUGAUAAGAACGAUGAAGGAAAAAUAACCCCCCACUAAGGGGUCAGAGUGACAAGGGGUGAUCAGAGAAGGGCUCUCUGAAGAGGUGUCUUCCAGUGCAAAAGACAGUAAAGGAAUCAGCGUUGUGGGCAGUGGAGGAAGGAGGGCAUUCCGGGUGGAGGACACAGCAAGGGCAAAGGCCCAGAGGUGGGCAGAGCUGUCUGAGGACCAGAAAGGAGGCCACUGCAGCAGGAUGUCACGGACCAGGGGAAAGGUAGGGGGAGAUGAGCUCAGAGAGUUGACGAGGAGGAUUGUUUAGAGCAAAGCUAGGCACAUUUUUCCUGUAAAGGGCCAGAAAGUAAACUUUUUUUUUUUUUUUUGCCACGCCACACAGCUUGUGGGAUCUUAGUUUCCUGAGCAGGGAUUGAACCCCGGCCCUCGGCAGUGAAAGCAUGGAGUCCUAACCAUUGGACCACCGGGGAAUUCCCAUAGGCCAUUUGAAAAUGGAUGGGCAUAGCCCCAUCCCAAUAACACUUGUUUUAUGGACACUGGAAUGAGAAUUUCAUAUAAUUUUCAUGUGUCAGGAAGUAUUACUCUUCUUUUGAUUUUUUUUUUCCCUGACCACUUAUAAGUGUAAAAACCAUUCUUAGCUCUUGAGCUGGACCAAACCAGGUGGGGAUGGGGUGGGCUGGGACUUGCCACCCACCCCAGCCCUGGGGACCUCAGUUGGCAGUUGGACCGCUUGCCAUAGAACCUCCUGGGCUCUGUGAGCAGUUAGCAUUUGAUGCCGAGCAAAGUCGCUGGAGGCUUUUGAGCAGAAAAGAGAAAUGCUCUGAUGCAGGCUUUAGGAAGCUGUGGACCAGGGAGGGGAACAGAAGCAGGGAGGCCUGGGAGGAGGUGACCUCCAGAUAGAAUUGUGAUGGGGCUGGACCAUGGGUGAGAAGGGGUCCCUGGACGUAGUUUACAGCUGGCGGGGUUGGCUGCUGGAUUGGGUAUGGGGUGAGAGAGGAGUGAGAUGAUGCUAAGACUUGGCCUAAGCCCCUACCAGGACAGUGACGCCCUUGGCCCACUGCGGGGGGCUUCUGAGCUUGUCUAACAUCCAGAAGGACAGGCCGAGGGCAGUUGGAAAUCCGAGGCCUGAGCUGGGAGAUCCAUUUCAGUCUCCUCUCUGGACAAGCCUGAGAGGGUCACACCACCCCCCCUCGGUGUAAGAGGAGAGAGGAGCCCUUAACACCCUCCUUCCAACUCCCCAAUUGCUUAUCAGCAGAUUCUCCAUUUACCUGCCCCCACCUCUCCCUCCAUCUGCCUAAAGGUGUCUAAGAAUAAUCACGGACAACAGCAGUGAUCCUGCCUCCGGGUACGCUGGGUGAUACCUGGGACAUUUACGGUUUUCACAUGGUGUGUGUGUGGGGGGUGUUUCUGGACCAGGGGUGCCGCUCAACACCCCACAGAGUCCAGGAUGGCCCCACCCCAGGGAAUGACCAGGCCCCAAGUGUCAGCAGUGCCUCUGGGUGGAGGAACCCGGCUCUAUAGUGUUCCUUCCAUUAUCUAUCCCAUUGUUAAAGAAUUGAGGCCCAGAGAGGGAGAAUGGCUGGCCCCGGGUCACACAGCAACUAUACAAUGGCCAAGCUGGGUUCAAAGCCCCAGUGCCUGUCAGCAGUCACUGCUCUUAAAUUUGGGUUCCUGAAGGCCUGUCUCCUCACUCAUCCCUUCUCUCCCCUGUAAUCCCAAUCUUCUCCCUUCUCCUGGUCCCUUCUCGAAUUUGCAUCCACAACACAGUGGACUAUCCUGACUUUUGGAACCAUUUGUGGCUCUCCUGACACCCCACACUCCUGGUUUCCCCCGCCUUCCCAGGACCCCCUCCUCCAGCUCCUAUGCUAGCACCUCUCCUCCUCUGCCCCCACCCUUAAGUAUGCACACCCCUGCCCCACCCCACGCCCCAGGUCCUGGACCAGGGCAGAGGCUACCGCACUGGUCCAGGAGAGCAAUUUAUUUCAUGAUUUCUCCCAAACAUGAUCUUGUUCCUGCCACUCCCCAACUCCUGCCCAUUCUUCAAGUUUCAGCUCAGAUGUCCUUUCUUCCAGGAAGCCCUCCCUGACUCCCCAGAUGAUAUCAAGAGUCCUCUCUGAGCUCCCAGCUCACCUGGGCUUCCCUCAUAAUAGCCCUGAUCACCUUGGUUCAUAAAUCCAUGGAUGUGUCUGUCUCCCCAGGGACCUCAGUGAUAGCAGGGACAUCUGUCUUCGUCACCACUGAGUCCCAAUGCCCAGUGCAGUGCCAGGCACCCUGUAGCACAAGUGGACUGAAUGAAUGAAAUACACAUGGCUCAGAGGGCUUGGCUUUGUGAGUCACACAUUAACAGAGCAAACAUUCACCAACUGCCCACUCCACCCUGGGGUGCCCACCCCACCCUGGCCUCUGCCAGGGAGGCCUCAGUGGGACCCUGCUCUCAAGGGGCUUCCAGUCUGAGAAAAGCAGCAGAACACAGACCCUCCCAGCCCCUUGGAGUUAGAGCCAAAGGCUGUGUCCAUUCUGUCUUUCAGUGGUUUAACUGAGCACCUACUAUGUCCUGCGUCCCUAGGAUUCAGUAUUAGAUAUGCACACAGCCCAACCACAUCUUUCUUUGAAUCCGUGUUUAUGGCGCACUAUGUUCCAGGCCCCAUAUCUAGCAUCUCAUUUAGUCUUCCCAGUAACCCUCUGCAGUAGGUACUGUUUAAUAUGAAACCCAUUUCCCGGAUGAGGAAAGUGAAGUCCAAAGCAGAGAGGCGGAGACGAACGCAGGCGGGUCCAUGGAGAUCCUGGGAGCCUGGCCCUCUUUGCCUCAGCCUCCGGGUGGCAAGAAGGUCAGGUCGGGCCACCGCGGUGCCCCUCCCUCAGAGCCCAGCCCCCUUCCCUGGCACUCCCCCCGACCCGUAGGGGAGAGGCCGGGAGGGGGGCAGCAGGCGGGGCGCGCGGGGGAGGUUUGGCGCGGGGCUUGGCGGGACCGCGCGGGCCGGGCGGCCGAGCCCCGGCAUCGCGGGCCCUUCCCUCUGGUCACCUCCCGGAGCCCGGCGCCCUGGACACCAUGAAGCAGCUGUGCCUUUGCGCCGCCGCCUCCUUCGCGCUGCGGCUCAGCCCCACUGACCUUGGCUCCUGCCCACCCUGCGGCCCCUGCCCCAUCCCGAAGCCGGCAGCCAGAGGCAGGCGCCAGAGCCAGGACUGGGGCAAAAGUGACGAGCGGCUGCUGCAGGCCGUGGAGAACAAUGAUGCCGCACGGGUGGCCUCCCUCAUUGUCCGCAAGGGGCUGGUGCCCACGAAGCUGGACCCCGAGGGCAAGUCCGCAUUCCACCUGGCGGCCAUGAGGGGUGCAGCCAGCUGUCUAGAGGUGAUGCUGACACACGGCGCCAACGUUAUGAGCACGGAUGGGGCAGGUUACAGUGCCCUCCACCUGGCCGCCAAGUAUGGGCACCCUCAGUGCUUGAAGCAACUACUGCAGGCAUCCUGCGUGGUGGAUACUGUGGACAGUAGUGGGUGGACGGCCCUGCAUCACGCAGCGGCUGGCGGCUGCGUCUCCUGCUCAGAAAUGCUCUGCUCCUUCAAGGCACAUCUGAAUCCCCGAGAUCGGCUGGGUACAACACCCCUCAUCAUAGCAGCUCAGAUGUGUCACACAGAUCUGUGCCGCCUCCUCCUGCAGCAAGGGGCUGCUGCAAAUGACCAGGACCUUCAGGGCAGGACGGCCCUGAUGCUGGCCUGUGAGGGAGCCAGCCCCGAAACAGUGGAGGUGCUGCUGCAGGGUGGGGCCCAGCCGGGCAUCACUGAUGCGCUGGGCCAGGACGCUGCUCACUACGGCGCCCUGGCAGGGGACAAACUCAUCCUACACCUCCUGCAGGAGGCCGCCCAGCGCCCCUCAGCACCCAGCGAGGAUGACUCAGGCGAGGCAUCAUCUCAGAACUCUGUGUCCAGCCAUGAAAAGCAAGGGGCCCCCAAGAAGCGAAAGGCACCUCAGCCCCCUGCCAAUAUCCCGAUGCCGGAUGAUCAAGAUGCCUAUGAGGAGAUCGUGCGGCUGCGACAGGAGAGGGGCCGCCUGCUGCAGAAGAUCCGGGGCCUGGAGCAGAACCAGGAACGGAAGAAGCAGGAGCUGCCAGAGGCAGAGGCCAGCUCCCUCCACAGCCUGGAGAGACAGGUGCAAGAGCUACAGCAGCUGCUGGCAGAGAGGCAGGAGGAGAAGGAGAGUCUAGGACGGGAGGUGGAAAGUUUGCAGAGCAGGCUGUCCCUGCUGGAGAAUGAGAGGGAGAACACCAGCUAUGAUGUGGCCACCCUGCAGGACGAGGAGGGUGAGCUGCCCGACUUCCCAGGGGCUGAGGCGCUGCUCUCCAAGCACCUAAGCCCAUCGGCCCAGGAUCUCUUGGCCUCGCUGCAGGAGCAGGUGGCCACGCUCACCAGACAGAACCAGGAACUGAUGGAGAAGGUCCAGAUCCUGGAGCACUUCGAGAAGGACGAGAUGGAGGCUGACAGUCUGGCCGAGGUCAUCCCUCUGGCGCUGUACAACUCUCUCCGGGCUGAGUUUGACCAGCUCCGCAGGCAGCAUGCCAAGGCCCUGCAGGCGCUGGGGCAGCAGGAAGCACAGGAGGGCCCUGGAGAAGAGGAGGCAGCCCCUAGGGAGGGCAACGGCCCGGGAGCCAAGGCCGCCAGAAACGGACCAGUGGAAGCAGAGCUUAACGGCACUGCAGCUCCGGAAACCAGAGUUAAUGGAGCCGAGAGCACAGAGGAGGAGGCUGCGGGAGUAGAAACCACGGAAGCCAGAGCUUUGGAAGCAGCAUCCAAGGUGGCAGAGGCCACGGAAACAAGACCCACGGACGCUGAGGCCACAGAAACAGAGGGUGUGGGCGCCGAGCGCUUGGAAACAAAGGCCGCGGGGGCUGAGGUCACAAAAACGAAAACUCUAGAAGAAGGAGGAAACUCAGAAACAGAGGCCACGGGAGCAGAGUCCACAAAUAUGGAAACAGAGGAACCAGAAUGGAAGGCCAGUGGAACAGGUGCUGUGCAGGAAGAGCUCACAGGCACAGGGACCAUGAAAACGGAGGCCAUGGGAGUGGAGGCCACGACCCCGAGGGUCACCACAGGCCCCGCCUUGCACCCCAGUGCUGCCGAGCUGGAGGCGGCCCACGGCAAGUGUGAGCCCGCGGAGGCCGAGGGUGGUGGAGCUGGCGGGGUCAGCAGCGGUGACACAGGCCAGCUGCGGGCCGCCCUGGAGCAGGCCCGGGAGGACCUCCGAGACCGGGACUGCCGCCUCCGGGAGAUGGAAGCGGCCUCAGCCCAGCUGGACGAGGCCCAGGCCGGCCGGCUGUUGGCCGAGGAGGAGGCUCGAGGCCUGCGGGCAGAGCUGGCCCAGCGGGAGGAGUUGAGGCUGGAGCUGAGCCGGGAGGUGCAGGCCCUACGGGAGCAGCUGGCUACGGCCGCAGCCGCCGGGGAGCAGCAGCGGGCUGCGGCCGUCAAGCUGGGCCAGGCGCGGGACGUGGCUGAGGCCCGGGCUUCUGAGCUGGCCGCGGCCUGCGAGGAGGCUCGGCGGGGCCUGGCGGAAUUACGUGAGGCCUCCGAGGUGCUCCACCAGUCAGUGGUGCCAGCCUCGGAGCAUCACCGGCUGCAGGAGGAGGCCCUGGAGUUGCGGGGACGGGCGGCCAGCCUGGAGCAGGAGGUGGUGGCCACGGGCAAGGAGGCCGCCCGUCUGAGGGCAGAGCUGGAGCGCGAGCGUGUGGGCAGCGUGGCCCGCCUGGAGCACGAGCGCAUCGUGGAUGCCCUGCAGGCCGACGUGGCCCGGCUGCAGGGGCAGCUGGAGGAGCUGGGGCGACGCCACGAGAAGACCAGCGCCGAGGUCUUCCAGGUGCAGCGGGAGGCGCUAUUCAUGAAGAGUGAACGGCACGCGGCCGAGGCCCAGCUGGCCACCGCAGAGCAGCAGCUGCGGGGGCUACGUACUGAGGCCGAGCGGGCACGCCAGGCCCAGAGCCGUGCCCAGGAGGCCCUGGAGAGCGCCAAGGAGAAGGACAAGAAGAUCACAGAGCUCUCCAAAGAAGUCUUCAGUCUUAAGGAGGCACUGAAGGACCAGCCGGGAGCCCCAGGCUCCUCGGACGUGGAGGCCCUUCGUGGCCAGGUGAAGGCUCUACGAGAGCAGCUGGAGGAAGCUGCCAGGGACCACAGUGCCGUGGUGGCCUUGUAUAGGAGCCACCUCCUCUACGCCAUUCAGGGUCAGAUGGAUGAAGAUGUACAGCGGAUUCUGAGUCAGAUCCUGCAGAUGCAAAGACUCCAGGCCCAGGGCCGCUGAGGUCAGAGCACUGCCCUCCGCCUUCCAGGCCCCGAGUCGGGGCUCCCAGACUCACGCGCUGACCAUCCGCACUUGGAGACCAGCCUGGGCUCCUUCCCAACGAUCCCUCACUGCCUCCACGGCCCCACUGGUCCCUGCAUGCGCUGGUCAGUCUAGACCCGGGCCCUGACCGCGUACCCUUCCCUGCGCCGGAGAAUUUGUGAGUCCCCUCCCUCAUGUCUGGUCUUAUCAUCAAACGCCACCCCAGGAAUAAAAGCUCACGGAGCAGAGGAUGAAAGCAUCGUGUGGCCUGAUUGCUGGGCUCCCACUGCAAAGCGGGGAAGGGGCGGCCCAGAGCAGGGACUGGGGAUUAGGGUGAGGAGAGCAAGGCAGGACUCAGUCCCCGAGAGGAACACUGUUACUAUGUCACUGCAGUAUCUUUUUUCUUUCUUUUUUUGGCCACGCCACGCAGCAUCUUAGUUCCCAGACCAGGGGUUGAACCGUGCCUCCUGCCUUGGAUGCGCAAAGUCGUAACCACUGGACUGCCAGGGAAUUCCCCAGUUACUGCACUAUUUUUAAAAGUCAGAAGGGGUUCCCAAAAGUUCAUAAUGAACAAAAUAUGCAAAUGUCAAAUGAAGACGGAAUCUGAGGCUGCACGACUUACCUCACUGUCCUCACCCUAAACCCGGCCCUGGUGGGAGUGUCCCACACCCUCCCACAGCCUCUUUGCCUCUGGGCCAACCCCCUGAAAUCCCCUGGGGGUUCCUGGCUCUUUCCAGCUCCGUGUCCAGCCUGUUCCCCAGGUUUCCUCAGCGUCCAGCAGUGGCUCUGCCUGUCCCCGGGCGUCCCAGGCCCUUGGAGAAUGUCCACGGUUCGGGGCUACCUUCCCAGAGCCUGGGUUUCUGCCCCUCUGUGGCCUGGAGCGUGGAAUGUGGCUGGUGGGGGUGGGGGUCCCCAUCUCUGUGGUUGAUGAGUGAUGGGCAUCUUCUGUCGGCGCCAGCUGCUCUCUGUUCCUCCCCGCCCUGGCCUCUCUCUGUCUUUCUCCCUGUCAUCAUGGCCCUCCCUGGCGUGCCCCCUCCUUGCUGCAGCCGGAAGGAAGGCUCUUCUGGGAAAGGCCACAGGGUUACCACUUCUCCCUUUCGUGGCCUCCUCCUUCUGGCCCCCACCUUUGGGGCCUUCCGCACCCGAGACUGGGGGUGGCCGGGGAAGGGACUGGGGGCUCCUCCUCCGGAGCCCCAUGAACCA
Molecule: messenger RNA, 11883 nt
Organism: Globicephala melas (long-finned pilot whale)
Lineage: Eukaryota; Metazoa; Chordata; Mammalia; Artiodactyla; Delphinidae
Gene: ANKRD24
Product: ankyrin repeat domain 24
Molecular function (GO): protein binding
Source: RefSeq, a predicted model, not a curated record